AUGUCUCAACUUAAUCGGAAAUCAAAUCGUAGCGAUCGCUUCUCUCGUCGUCCAUCGUCAUUACGUACUGGUAUCACAAUUAUUCUGUAUAACGGAUCUAAUUUAGAAUCAAACGAAGGUGAAAAGAUAAAUAAUUGCAUACGUGCUCUUGAUAAUUGUUAUAUUUUCCACUGCACGAACAACUCGAAAUGCAUUAAAUAUCUGAAACGGGCACAGCGACAUGAAUACAUAGUUAUCGUUUUCAAUGUCAACAGUGGUUUGAUAAGUCCUACUCAAAUCGCUGAACUAUGUCAAUAUAAACAAAUACAACAUAUUUUCAUUAUAUCCCUAAUGAGUGAGCAAAAUGCAAGCACUGACACUGAUCUUUCAGUCUAUACACGAAAUGAAGUCAAUCUAAUUGUCGGAGUAUUUCGUGAUUGUGACUCGUUAGAAAUUCGAUUGCAACAGCUGAUUAGCGAAGUGAACGAAUCUGAUGAUGAUUUAUUUACGUUUGUUAAUCAAUCUGAAAAGGCAUUGAGAAAUCUUCGAGACGAACUCGGUCCGUACAUAUGGAGUCAAACAUACAGAGUUAUUCUGGGUGCUAUGCCAUAUAAUUCACUGGAUGCAAAACGAGAUAUGUUGAUUGAAUGCCGAGCUUGCUGUUAUUUCAGUAAACAUGAUUUGAAAACGAUUGAUGAAUUUAGACGUACAUAUACUGCAACAAAUGCCAUUUAUUGGUAUACAAAAUCAUGCUUUCUGUAUCGUAUAAUUAACCGAGCUCUGCGUACAGAAGAUAAUAUGGUGUUAUACAAAUUUCGCUUCUUCAUUAUUGACUUAUGCGCACGUCUGGAAGAAAAGGCUCUGGCAAAAGUCGACUGUACACAGCCAUUUUCUGUCUAUCGAGGAUCAAAACUCCGACGAGAUGAAGUCGAGAAACUGGAAGUUGGAUCAUUAGUGGCAACGAACAGUUUUUUCUCGUCAUCAAAACAUUUAUCAACUGCGCAGAAUUUUAUUGGUAUAAGUUCGAACGUGGACACAUCGCCGAGUCGUGGUCGUCAUGACCGAUAUCAAUAUGUUUUAUUUAAAAUCGAUAUUGAUUUGCACAACUCGCCAGAUGUUGUGGUUGCUGAUGUGUCCAGUGAAAGUGCUGUGCCGGACGAGAAUGAGAUGCUUUUCAAUUUGGGUACUACUUUUGUUAUUGCUGAUAUUCGUUACGAUGACAUGCAGCGAGUUUGGAGUAUUCGAAUGACGUCCUCUUCUGAAGCGGCUAAACUUAUGCAAGAGUAUAGACAACAUGUUCAAAGUCGUUUCGUCGAAACCAAGCCAGCGAUCCUGUUUGGACAUUUUACAUCUGAAAUAUCGAGCAACUAUCAUGGAGCGUUGAACUAUUUCCAUCGCCUAUUGCGUUCGACGUCAUGGAAUGAUGAAGAUCGACCAGACAUCUAUUACUGUCUCGGUCGCGUUUAUCGUGCAAUGGGGAAACAUGAACAGGCUAUAACAUAUCUUCGCGCUGCUCUUCUAUUACAACGUCGUCUAUUACCAGAUGCAGGUAGGGUUUAUGGUCGCAUGUUAUCUUGUUUAGGAAGUGUCUUCUGUGAAUCUGGAGAUUCCCUACGAGGAAAACGGUUAUAUGAACAAGCAAUGCUUAUCUACCAAGGUAUUCUACCCAAAAAUCACUAUGAAUUUGGCUUUCAUUUGAACAGACUUGCAAAUGUAUAUUGGCAGCUUGGACAGUAUGAACUUACAUCGAAUUUACUGAAGAGUACUUUACUAUUUGUUGAAAAUACAAUGCCAGAAAAGUCAUCAGCUCAUGCACAGACAUUGCAUAUUAUGGGACUUGCGCAACGUUCGUUGAACAAUCGAAAAGACGCGAUUCAUUAUUUCCAAGAAUCGAUAAAAGUGCGCGAGUCUUCGCAAGCUAAUGAUCAUCCAUAUGUCGCUCGAACAUGUUACGAAUUGAGUGAAUUGUACGCUGAAGAAAAUAACUAUUCAAUGGCUCUCGAAUACGCGCACAAAUCGCUACGUAUUCGAGAGUUAAAAUUGCCACAAAAUCACCCACAGCGGCAACAGUCCAUCGAUCUUGUUGAACGUUUGAACCAUUUGUAUCACGAAGCUGAAUGUUUGUGA
Molecule: messenger RNA, 2106 nt
Organism: Adineta ricciae
Lineage: Eukaryota; Metazoa; Rotifera; Eurotatoria; Adinetida; Adinetidae
Source: the annotation of a GenBank genome assembly